AUGUCCGCACCUCAAUUCUUUCAUCAAGAUCAAGGUCAGCACCAAGGAUACUAUGACCCCAACUACAUGCAGUUUUCCCAAUAUCCCUACCAGGAUCCCAAGGGAUCCCAUCUGCCGGCUUUUGGGGCCCCAGCAAACCCAAACACCUACUUCACUCCUUCAAUGCCUCCGCAGGGAAGCAUCGCGGCCGAUUUCGAUUUUGAGGAUGAACCACCCCUGCUGGAAGAGCUUGGCGUAAAUUUCAGUCACAUUCUCCAGAAGGUACGUACGAUAUUACAAAUACAGGCCUACUGA
Messenger RNA from Dibothriocephalus latus, 294 nucleotides. The record is from the annotation of a GenBank genome assembly. Lineage: Eukaryota; Metazoa; Platyhelminthes; Cestoda; Diphyllobothriidea; Diphyllobothriidae.